This is a messenger RNA of Carica papaya (papaya), 1470 nucleotides long. The record is from RefSeq and is a predicted model, not a curated record. NCBI's taxonomy places the organism in Eukaryota, Viridiplantae, Streptophyta, Magnoliopsida, Brassicales, Caricaceae.
AUGGGCAUUGUUGGGGCUGACUUCAACAUGGUUUUGAAAAGCUCUGAAAGGUCUAGUGGUUCUACGAACUCUAAGGAUAUUGAUGAUUUUAGCACACUUAUUGAUAGUAUGGACCUUAAUGAUCUUCCGUUAAUGGGGGGAAGAUGGACCUGGAACAACCUGAGAGAACAUUCCUCUUCUUCAAGAAUUGACAGGUUUCUUAUUACUACAAAUCUUCUUGCGAUUCUCCCCAAUUUAAAUCAGAAACUUUUGGCCAGACCAACUUCAGAUCACUUUCCCAUUUUGUUGGUUUCGGAUGGGAUUCAAUGGGGCCCCGUCCCCUUCAGGAUCGAUAACAAAUGGCUGGAGCUGGACAGUUUCAGAAAAAUGGUUGCUGAUACUUGGAAUAAAAUGAGUAUUAAGGGCACCAGCAGCUACAGAAUUGCCACUAAGCUCAAAAAUCUCAAAGCUGUUAUAAAAACAUGGGUUAAGGAGACUGGAAGGAAGAAAGAAGAAGGCAUCAACGACAUCCUGGUGGAAAUUGAUGAUCUUGAUAAAAAAGAUCACUCGAUGCUUUCCACUGAUGAAAGAGAAAAAAGGAAGAAUCUGAAGCUUAUGCUGGCCAACAAACUGCACUUAGAAGCCAUAUCUUGGAAACAAAAAGGUAGAGAAAAAUGGAUUAAAGAUGGAGACAGAAACUUGAAAUAUUUCUACAUGUUGGCUAAUCAUAGAAGAAGAAUCAACUUCGUGGAGGAACUUACCUUCGUUAACAACAGAAUUAAAGGUAAUGAGGCCCUAAGGAAAAGUACUAAAAUCCAUUUUCAGAAAUCAUACACUGAACAGCAUGAACAAAGACCGAAUUUGGACAACUUAUCGUUUAGCAACAUCUCUGAGCAAGAAAAGGAGCAGUUAGAAGGAAAAUUUACUGAGAAUGAAAUUUUAGACUGUCUUCGGGAAUGUGAUGGGGAUAAAGCCCCCAGUCCGGAUGGGUUCAACUUCAAAUUCAUCCAAACUUUUUGGGGUACAAUAAAAGGUGACAUUCUUGAAUUUUUGAAUGACUUCCACAAUCAUAAUACCUUUGUGAGAUCCCUUAACUCCACAUUUUUGGUCAUGAUUCCAAAACAUGCCAACCUGGGGAAAAUAAAUGAUUUUCGGCCUAUUAGCCUAAUUGGGUGUAUCUACAAAUUAUUAUCUAAAGUUCUUGCCAAAAGGCUAUCCAAAGUGCUUGACAAAAUCAUUAGUGAAUACCAACAUGCUUUUGUUUAUGGGAGACAAAUUUAUGAUGCCAUCUUGACUGCUAAUGAGAUCGUUGAUGAAACCACUAGACACAACAAGAGGGGUGCUCUGUGCAAGCUUGACAUGGAAAAAGUUUUUGAUCAUGUAAACUGGAACUUUAUAGAUUACAUUGCUUCAAAGAAUGGGUUUUGGCCAGAAAUGGAGAAGCUGGAUAAGAUUCUGCAUCACAACCUCCAGUUUCGCGGUUAUGGUUAA